Rotaria sp. Silwood2 is the source of this 1818-nucleotide messenger RNA. The record is from the annotation of a GenBank genome assembly. Lineage: Eukaryota; Metazoa; Rotifera; Eurotatoria; Philodinida; Philodinidae.
AUGGCUGCUGUUUUAAAUAAUACACCAAUAUCAAAUUCAAUUGUAACAUCCACUCGUUUUACUGAUGAAUAUGAUCUUAAAGAAGAACUUGGCAAAGGUGCAUUUUCAAUUGUACGAAGAUGCUUUCAAAAAAGUUCUGGACAAGAAUUUGCUGCAAAAAUUAUUAAUACAAAAAAAUUAUCUACACGAGACCAUCAAAAACUUGAACGAGAAGCUCGUAUAUGUCGACAAUUAAAACAUCCAAAUAUUGUCCGCCUUCACGAUAGUAUUUCUGAAGAAGGAUUUCAUUAUCUUGUUUUUGAUCUAGUUACUGGUGGAGAACUAUUUGAAGAUAUUGUUGCUCGAGAAUUUUAUAGUGAAGCUGAUGCCAGUCAUUGUAUUCAACAAGUUCUUGAAGCUGUACGACAUUGUCAUGAAAGUAAUAUUGUACAUAGAGAUUUAAAGCCAGAAAAUCUUUUACUUGCAAGUAAAACAAAAGGAGCAGCUGUUAAACUUGCUGAUUUUGGUCUUGCUAUUGAAGUAAAUGGUGAACAAACACAGUGGUAUGGUUUUGCUGGAACGCCUGGUUAUCUUAGUCCUGAAGUGCUCAAAAAGGAACCUUAUGGUAAACCAGUUGAUAUCUGGGCAUGUGGUGUGAUUCUUUACAUUCUUCUUGUUGGUUAUCCACCAUUUUGGGAUGAAGAUCAGCAUAGAUUAUAUAAUCAAAUUAAAGCUGGAGCUUACGAUUAUCCAUCACCUGAAUGGGAUACAGUUACAACUGAAGCUAAACGUUUAAUUGAUUCAAUGCUUAAUAUCAAUCCGAGCCGACGUAUUAGUGCUACAGAUGCAUUAAAACAUCCAUGGAUUUGUCAACGAGAACGAGUUGCUGGUACAAUUCAUCGACAAGAAACCGUUGAUUGUUUACGUAAAUUUAACGCACGUCGAAAAUUAAAGGGAGCUAUUUUAUCGACAAUGUUUGUUAAUCGUACAUUAAUACCCAAUUCAGCUGCACUUGCUAGUGCUUCUGGAGGAGGUGCGCAGACUGCAACUGAUGGAAAAAAAACAACAGUGGCUACAACAAGUGGUGGAGCAUCACCGGUUACAAACCUUGGUGUUUCGUCUGUAAUGUCAGCUUUAGCUAGUGGAGGUAAUCGUUCCCGACCGACAGCUCAAAGUGGUAAUAGUGCUAUUAAAGAAUCUGGCGAUAGUAAUAGUGCAACAAUUGACGAUGCAAAUGAUAAUGAACGAAUUGAUCGAUUAAAAAAAAAAAAAGCACCAAAAACCUCUUCCGAAACUUUUACAGGUAAAGAAAACAAAAGCUCAUGCGAAUCGGUAUUAUCACCAAUGACUGUUGAUUUACAAGCUAUAACAGCAGUCGAGAUCAAUUCAGAAAUAACCAAAGUAACUGAACAAUUAUUACAAGCUAUUGCUAAUAGUGACUAUGAGAUGUAUAAAUCAUUAUGUGAUCCGAAAAUCACUUGUUUCGAACCAGAAACUAUAGGCAAUCUUGUUGAAGGUCUUGAUUUUCAUAAAUUCUAUUUCGAUACAGGGCGAUUUGCUCGCUCCGAUACAGUCUUAUCAACUAAAGCAGCUAAACCAACAAUUAAUUGUACAAUGUUAACACCUGUUGUACAUGCAUUAGGAGAUGAAUCAGCUUGUAUAGCAUAUGUACUUCUUCUUCAAUAUAUGGAUCGAAAUGGUCAACCACAAAGUGUACGAACAGAAGAAACACGUGUAUGGCAUAAAAAAGAUUCACGUUGGCAAUGUGUUCAUUUCCAUCGUUCGGGUAUGCCUGUUGCUACAGCUAUAAAAUCAUCAUUUCCUACAUCAUCAAUGUAA